This is a messenger RNA of Cylindrotheca closterium, 834 nucleotides long. NCBI's taxonomy places the organism in Eukaryota, Bacillariophyta, Bacillariophyceae, Bacillariales, Bacillariaceae. The record is from the annotation of a GenBank genome assembly.
AUGGGCCGUCUGGAAGGAAGUAAUAACAAAAAGGCAACCAUAAGGCUGGAGGCGACCGGAAGUCAAGGAAAUUUCAAACUGCAAAGGAGGAGAAAGCUAAGACAAGCCAUGAGUACUUCCUCUCACGGCGACAUCAAAAUGAUCCAUCCUCUGCAAAGUCACCACACCCUAUGGAGGAAGCAACUGGUGGCAGAGAUCCUUGACCACCCGUCAGUGCCAAAAGGAAAAUUUGUCCCAAACCAAGGCACUGUUGAUUUUACAAGUGGGAAUGCUUGGGAAGUGAAAUAUGACGAGGAUGAUGACGGGUCUGCAAAUGGAGUUGGGGACUACGGAAUUGGUGCAUCAAGUGAUGAAGACAAAUCAUCAGCUUCAUCAACAAGAUAUUGCCAGCUGUAUACGCCAAGCCAAGGGACGCCUUUGUACAACUACUUAAUGGAAGUACAAGGCAAGAUUAUUGAUGACAAAAGCUGUCAACAACAAAAGUUCAUCCAUCCAAGAAAUCACCAGUGGCAUCUGGUCUGGGGAAAUCUCCUAAUCCAAGCAACUUCUACAAAGAUGUUGUGGUUUGAGUAUGGAUACCAGAUGCACAGUUCAAGGGCCUGCACUACAAAUACAAGUGCCCAAGUUGCCAAUCCAUUCAAUCAACACAAAACAUCAGGGAAGUUGGCGCCCCGUAAUUGCAAAUGGGGAUAUCCAUUGGGUCUUUUUUUAUGUCAAUGCUCAAAUAAGGCUUGUAAGAAUAAGACUUUUUUACAAUCAGCCAUAUGGUGCCAAUGGGGCGUCAGAUUGGAGGUAACUGCAGUAAACUUGAAGAACAAUAUAGUGUCAAUAUAG